This is a messenger RNA of Prorocentrum cordatum, 1469 nucleotides long. NCBI's taxonomy places the organism in Eukaryota, Dinophyceae, Prorocentrales, Prorocentraceae. The record is from the annotation of a GenBank genome assembly.
AGUCGCUCCGGCCAGAAGCGGCCCUGAAGCUGCAGGGGCGGCGGCGCCAAGCGCACGCGCGCGCCCCGGCGAUGCCAGCCCACCAGCUGGAUGACAGCGUCGCGGUCUCCUUCCGCCAGGACAACCCCAAGAGCCGCGGCUCCAAGGCCCACGAGCGCUACGAGCGCUACAAGGCGGCGGCCACGGUGGGCGAGGCAGUUGGCCUCGGUGCGUCGAAGGGGGAUGUGGCCAACGACGUGAAGAAGGGCUUCUGCACCGUCCUCUCGGCCGCCGGCGGCGCCCCCGCCGCGGCGCCGCCGCCCGCGCUGCCCGAGCCAUCCGCGGCCUGCAGGAAACGCGCGGCCGCGGCCGCGGCCGAGGGCCCCGUUGCGAAGCGGCGAGAAGCCUCGGCUGUCCCCGGCGGCCCAGCGACGGGCGCGGCAGUCUGCGCCGCCGCGGCGCCCGCAGCGGCGCCCGCUGCGGCGGUCGGCGGGGCCGCGGUAGAGGAGGAGGCCAGGCGUGGCGAGUCCGCCCCGGCGGCCGCAAUCGCUGGGGCGGUGGCUGCCGCGGCGACGCCCGCGGCGCGGUGGAGUCUGGACCAGGUGGACCUGUCCUUCGUCAAGAUGGACGGCAAGCCGCCGAAGUACCAAAAGCGGACCAUGGCCGAGGCCCGGCGUCUGCUCUGCCCCGAGGGCGUGUCCGAGGGCCAGAAGUGCGGGUACGAGUUCGCCCUGCGCGACCGCGAUAACCUGUCAAAGUGGCUUGUGACACUGCGAGAUCUCAACUCGGACGGCAGCCUGGCCAAGGAGCUGGCGAAGAGGAAGCUGGAGGUCAGCGUCGACCUAGAGAUCGCGCUCCCAGACGGCUUCCCACUCGAGCCGCCGUUCGCGAGGGUGGUGUACCCCCAGCUGCAGGGGGGCUACGUCUUCUCCCACGGAGGCAUCUGCUUCGAGCCCCUCACCGUGAAGGGCUGGGUGCCCUCCAUGACGCUCCCCGCCCUCGCCAUAGCCAUCAAGGGCAUCCUGGACUUCGGGGAUGUCAAAUUCGCGGGCGAGGGGGACGUCAAGACGAGGACGGUGCCUGGCUACACAGAGGAUGGCGCCCGCAAGGACAGCCAGCACAUAAACAAGGUGCACCGGGAAGGAGAGAGCUCGUCCUACGGGUCCCUUCACAACUACAAGAGCUGAGGUCGGCGCCAGGGGUGGAAGGUCGGCGGCUGAUGGGAACGCAUGUGUUCGAUCAGUAGGAAGGAAUGUUGCUUCUAAUAUGAUGUGCCAGCUGGUAGACGCUCUGUGUUAGGUUUCCACCUUGCGGGUGAACGACAGAUUCCGUUCCCGCGACGUAGGCCCAGGAGCGACACCUUCACACAGAUGCGCCCAUCGCCCCCGUCUCCUCCCUGCUUCGCCUCCUCCUCCUCCCGCUGCUGCUGCUGCUGCUGCUGCUCCUCUUCCUCCUCCUCUUCCCUCCUCCUCUCCCCUCCUCUUCCCUCC